This is a messenger RNA of Neomonachus schauinslandi (Hawaiian monk seal), 1452 nucleotides long. RefSeq names its product zinc finger and BTB domain containing 8B (gene ZBTB8B). Gene Ontology annotation, cellular component: nucleus. The record is from RefSeq and is a predicted model, not a curated record. Bases 1 to 1452 code for a protein of 483 amino acids. Gene Ontology annotation, molecular function: protein binding; RNA polymerase II cis-regulatory region sequence-specific DNA binding; DNA-binding transcription factor activity, RNA polymerase II-specific. NCBI's taxonomy places the organism in Eukaryota, Metazoa, Chordata, Mammalia, Carnivora, Phocidae. Gene Ontology annotation, biological process: regulation of transcription by RNA polymerase II. The transcript is spliced from 3 exons.
AUGGAGAUGCAAUCCUAUUAUGCCAAGCUCUUGGGGGAGUUGAAUGAACAGCGAAAGAGGGACUUUUUCUGUGACUGCAGCAUCAUUGUGGAAGGGCGGAUCUUCAAGGCCCACAGGAACAUUCUGUUUGCCAACAGCGGCUACUUCCGAGCCCUGCUCAUUCACUACAUCCAGGACAGCGGGCAGCCCAGCACCGCCUCGCUGGACAUUGUCACGUCCGAUGCCUUCUCCACCAUCUUAGACUUCCUGUACUCUGGGAAGCUGGAUCUGUGCGGGGAGAACGUGAUUGAAGUUAUGUCAGCGGCCAGCUACCUGCAGAUGAACGAUGUGGUGAACUUCUGCAAGACGUACAUCAGGUCGUCCCUCGAUAUCUGCCGGAAGAUGGAGAAGGAGGCAGCGGCGGCGGCGGUGGCCGUGGGGGCUCAUCAGGUUGACGGUGGAAGCCCCAGUUCAGGCAGGGAAGGGACCUCCUGUGAUACCAAGAGCUUGGUCUCCUCGGCAGCCGAGGGAGAGGAGAGUGUGGACUGUCCGAGAGAGUCCCCUUGCGGUGACUGCCAGGGCUGCCACCCGCUGGGACUGGUGGUGAAGGACCGCCAGGGCUGUGGCCCAGCUGACAGUGACCUCUCUAUUCUGCCCAAACAGAUAGAGCCCAAGGUGGAGUUUGAGACCGACGAGGUGGAGGUGGAGGGUGGUGAGCCGCUGCAGCCUUAUGCCGCCCCACUCAGCCUGGCCCGCGUGGCCGAGGCUUUGCCCAGUGGCCAGGCUGUGGACUUGGCUUACGGUAACUACCACGUGAAGCAAUUCCUGGAGGCACUUCUGCGCAACAGUGCUGUCCCCAGCAAAGGCGAUGCGGACCAUCACUUUUCUCGGAGUUUGGAGGGAAGACCAGAUGGUGCAGGAGGAACCGUGAGUUCCAUGAUGGAUGUCCAGACUGACUGGUAUGGAGAGGACUCAGGUGAUGUGCUGGUGGUCCCCAUCAAGCUCCACAAGUGUCCUUUUUGUCCUUACACUGCCAAACAGAAGGGCAUCCUUAAGCGGCAUAUCCGCUCGCACACGGGUGAGCGGCCCUACCCCUGUGAGACCUGUGGCAAGAGGUUCACGCGACAGGAGCAUCUGCGGAGUCACGCCCUGAGCGUGCACAGAUCCAACCGUCCAAUCAUCUGCAAGGGCUGCAGAAGAACCUUCACGAGUCACCUGUCCCAGGGCCUGCGGCGCUUCGGGCUGUGUGACAACUGCACGUGUGUUACCGACACACACGACGAGGAGGACGAGCUGAUGCCCAUCAACCUUAGCCUGGUGGAGGCUUCGUCGGAAAGCCAAGAAAAGAGUGACACGGACAAUGACUGGCCAAUCUACGUGGAGUCUGGUGAGGAAAACGACCCCGCCGGAGAGGAUUCUGAUGACAGACGGCAAAUUCGGCCCUACUUGUCAGAUCGAGAGACACUUACGUAG